GCGAUCAGGGACAGCCUCACCAUGUGUGAGGGACUGAUGGAGAGGUAUGUGGCUGCCAUGUUGCUGAGUGCAGCUGGAGAUGCCUUGGGGUACUUCAACGGGAAGUGGGAGUUUCUCCGGGAUGGGGAAAAGAUUCACCGGCAGCUGGCCCAGCUUGGUGGUUUGGAUGCCAUAGAUGUGGAGAGGUGGAGAGUCAGCGAUGACACGGUGAUGCACCUGGCCACCGCAGAUGCUCUUGUGGAAGCCGGCAAGGUCUUGGAUUUGGCUCACCUGUAUUCCCUACUUGCUAAGCAUUACCAAGACUGCAUGGAAGACAUGGAUGGCCGCGCACCAGGGGGUGCUUCAGUGCAGAAUGCCUUGCUGCUGAAGCCGGAUGAGGCCAAUGGCUGGAGAAUUCCCUUUAACAGCCAUGAGGGUGGCUGCGGGGCAGCUAUGCGUGCCAUGUGCAUCGGCCUCCGGUUCCCUCACCACAGCCAGCUGGACACGCUGAUCCAGGUGAGCAUCGAGAGCGGCAGGAUGACCCACCACCACCCUACAGGCUACCUGGGAGCCCUUGUUUCUGCUCUUUUUACAGCCUAUGCUGUGAAUGGCAAGCCUCCCAGGCAAUGGGGAAAAGAACUGAUGGAGGUGCUACCAGAAGCUAAAAAGUACAUUAUCCAAUCAGGCUACUUUUUGGAGAAGAACCUUCAACACUGGUCCUACUUUCAAGACCAAUGGGAAAAAUACCUAAAACUUAGAGGGAUUUUGGAUGGCAAGUCAGCCCCUAUCUUCCCCAAGCCCUUUGAUGUCAAGGAGAGGGAUCAGUUCUAUACCUCCAUAAGCUACUCUGGCUGGGGUGGCAGCAGUGGCCACGACGCCCCCAUGAUUGCCUACGAUGCCAUCUUGGCUGCGGGAGACUCCUGGAAGGAGCUUGCCCACCGAGCCUUUUUCCACGGGGGAGACAGCGAUUCUACUGCUACUAUUGCUGGCUGCUGGUGGGGAGUUAUGUAUGGUCUGAAAGGAGUGAGCCCCUCCAACUAUGAGAAACUGGAAUACAGAAACCGGCUGGAGAAGACAGCCAGGGCUUUGUAUGCUCUGGGCUCAAAGGAGGACACUGUAAUUGCCCUUUAGUGAGAUGUGAUGUCAUCUCUUGUUUUUUCCCUCUUGUGUGGUCCAGUUUCUUUUCACUUUUUCCCAGAUCAAGAGUUUUAACCUUAUACUCCAGGAGUUUUGAGAUGACAUGUCCCUUAAGCACCUGAAGCUCAUUUUUCCAAACUCACCCUAUCCCCCCAAAUCUGUCCCUCUUUCCAUCCUAAAGAAUCCUUAUCUCCAUUGACAGAGUCAGUGUCUCCUCAAGGUAGAAGUCUUCAAGCCUCACACUUGAGUCUUCAUGUUCAUCAUCUAAACUUUGACUAAGUUUUUUCUGUUUGUUUCAGGUUGAGUUCCCCAAAGGUGGACUCUCAGACAAGGAUUUAAAUACAAGUCAUUUACUGGGGAGGUGACUCCAGGAAGUGAUGAGAAUGGGGAAUUGAGACAAGGAGGGCAGGGAGGCCAGUACAACGUACAUUACUGAGCACGUUACCACUGAGGGCAUUGGGAGUUAGUCCAUCUGGGUUCUCGGGGUAAGCCAUGGCUCAGAGGAGUUCCAACUGAGGAGCAAGCAAACUAAGGUGUUUAUCCAUCUGACAGUGGUUGAGGACCUCUCCUAGGGAUGCUCACUCCCUGGCACUUCUCAUCCGGCCUCUUGUGCAAGCCACACCCAGCUGUCUUUAGGCAAAGACUCAGGUGCUUGCAGCAGCAUACAGUGCAUUGGAGCAGUGAGGAUGAUAAUGUGGGGUUCCAACAGCAUCUCUGCCAGGUAGUUCUACCUCAGUAUCCUUCAUAUCUACUACCUCUUUUACCUUUCUGCACCAUCCAUCUCUCAGCUGGAUUUCACAGCCCAGGCUACUCAGGUAUGGGAGGUGCCACUCCUAGGCGUGCUCUGUACGUCACUGGCCGUGACACUUCAUGUGUUGCCGGUUUCGUUGUCCAUCUGCUUGUCUUUAUUCUCCAGACACAACCUAGCACAGUGUCUGUGAACAUGGGAGGUACUAAAUUCGUAUAUAUGAAGUGAAUGUUGUUAAUUAACCUGCCUGGUGCCUUAACUCCAUUCUUGACUCCCUCCUUGCCCUCCAGAGUUCUCUUUACAAAUAACAGAUCAGUCAUGCUGAACUUCUACUCAUAGUCCAGUGAAUGUGCACCCCCUUUCCUCAUUUCUUGAUGCUCUUCCCUCUCCUUUUUCACCUGGUAGAUUCUUACUCAUCCCUCAAGCCCCAGCUCAGGUAGAACCUUCUAGGUGAAACCUGGUCUGAUUGUUCAGGGACUGGGCCACUUUCUUCUCUUAUGCCCACAGCCCUCUGUCUCCAGCCUUGUCACCACACUGAUCCUGUUGUGUGGUCGUUGGGUGUCUUCUGAGGACAAUCUCAGAUUCCUUGUGAGGAAUUGUUCUCUUUGUGGCCUUCCUGCUUGGCCCACGAGAUACAUUCAGUAAACAUUACUUUGGAAGUUCAUCCAAUUGUGUGGAUGUGAAUGCUUUCAACAUGCAGUUCCACAUCUGUUUCAGACACCUGCUACUUCACGGUUGCUGGGAGUGUCAUGUGAUGCGCUGGGAGAAAUGGCGAGUCUGAUGCUUUAAUCAAGCCCGUGUACUGACUUAUGUGAGACAAAGCUCUUGGCUCCAUAUUUGCAGCAGGACUCCAGCAGAGGCAUGGGAUUUAUAAGUCUUAUAUACAUAUAGGGAGAAGGGAAUUCCAAAGUUAAUUUUCUGGCUCAAAAAACUCUCAUGUGUGUUUACAUAUUUCAGAAAACAAGCAUGUUUUAAAUAUUACGAGUAUGAAAACAGAUUGUUCAGUAAGAAAACCAACUGGAAUUGUUGACUUUCAAGGGUGCUCAUCUACAGGUCACAGAGCAAUGUACUAACUUCGUAAAUUCCCACAUCUUAAAAGACUCCUUUGUAUAAAUAUUCUGACGUCAGUUUGAGAAUCAUAGAAAAUACACGGUAUGUACAUUUUUACACAAGGUUCCUGAGUAGAUUAGGUUGGAGACCCUCACGACUGCUUUUCAUUUCCCACUUGAUAAGAUCUCACUUUAUAGCACAGAACAGUGGGUGUUUUUCUGCAGAUGUAAGAAAAGAGGAAACAUUUCUCCUUUGUCUCUCUCAGGUUUCUUUUUCUCAGUAGUUGGGAGCCUGCACUUUGAAGGUGGAACACUAGAAUUCUCUCAGCACUAACCAAAAAGCAGACCUGGGAUGCUUAAAUCCUACAGUAUAGAAAAGAGCAGGGGAGAAUUUUAACAAGUGAAAUCUGAGGCAUGACUUGUUUUACUUCUGUACCCAGUUUGGUAAAUUGUCUGAAUUUAGUGAGUAAAACAUGAAAUGAUUUUAUUUUUCCUCCAUUACGGCCUUCAGUAUACCGUGUUGAAGCUGCUUUUCUUGUCCCUUUGUAGAUCACAUAGUUUUUGGUUUUUUGAUGGGGGGUGGGGAGCAUAUUAAAAACUCAACCCAGUUGAUCCCAGUACAGUGUUUUUUUUUAAAAUUUCAGCUUUAUUGAAGCAUAAUUGACAUAAGAUUAUAAGGUAUUUGAAGUACAUUGUGGUGAUUUGAUGUACAUAUACAUUGUGACUAGACUCCCCCCAUCUAGUUAAUGACCAUAUUCAUCACUGCACACAUUUAUCUUUGCGGGGGGUGAGAACAU
This is a messenger RNA of Enhydra lutris kenyoni (northern sea otter), 3710 nucleotides long. Its product is annotated as ADP-ribosylarginine hydrolase. The coding region runs from base 22 to 1110 and encodes 362 amino acids. The transcript is spliced from 4 exons. Gene Ontology annotation, molecular function: magnesium ion binding; ADP-ribosylarginine-[protein] hydrolase activity. Gene Ontology annotation, biological process: protein de-ADP-ribosylation. The record is from RefSeq and is a predicted model, not a curated record. NCBI's taxonomy places the organism in Eukaryota, Metazoa, Chordata, Mammalia, Carnivora, Mustelidae.